GCGCAUCCACACACCCAAGCUGGACCAGGAGAGCUCGCCUAGUUCCAUGCCAUGUCUGUCAGAUGCCACCCUCGAAUUCUCACCAUCAGCGGGGAAACCAAGUUAAAGCCUUAGCCUAUAUGACCAGCCUCCUCUAAUCGACACCCAGAUAUUUAGUGAUCCAAAGGACUGUGAAUGCAUUCAUGGGCACCACAUGAGAUAAAAAAUAAGCCCAGGUGCAGAGUUUAUUACUAACUUUGGAAACAGACUGGUUUCAAUAUGCCUUGGAAAUAUGGAUUCCUUGUUCUUACACUAUUCGUCUUCACUCUCCAAGCCACAGGAAUUAAAGAGAGGAAUAAUCGGGGCUCUUGGCAGAGAGGAGUUAUCGGGACAGAAACAGAAGCCAUCAAUUCUAUGCACUUGGUUGAACUUUUGAGAACGACCAAACAAAACUCUAAUGUCAGAACGAUAUUUGACCUAGAAAAGCAUCGGACAAAGAGGUCAGCGGUCUUUCACUCUGGAGUGAGAGUCUGUCCUCAGGAGACCAUCAAUGAGGUCAUCGCCAGCCAUCAAGCCUACUACAAGCUCAGAGUUUGUCAGGAGGCUGUGUGGGAGGCCUUCCGGAUCUUCUAUGACCGGAUCCCUGGACCUACAGAAUAUACAACUUGGGUUCACACAUGUCAACAUGAGUCUCUGUGCCUCUCUGACCUGGCCAGUAACUUCAGCAACUCAGAGGAGCACAUGAGUAUGGUGUACAGGAAGAUGAACCUGGGAGAUGAGAGGCAGUCGACUAGAAUGGUAGCAGCCACAACCACAGCAGCAUCGGAGGUCGCUGAUAUAACAGGUCCAGAGGAGGCCCAGACUGCAACACCAGAACCACCUGCUCCUGUAACCAGCGUUGCCAGCGUCCCUGAUGCUCCUGAGGUUACAGUUGAAGAAGAAACUGCGGAGGAGGAGGACUCUGAGCUGCCCAAUGUUGUCCCAGAGCAGCCUGUGGAGGAGAUAGUGGAGUUCAGCAUUGACCUCGUGGACCCAGGCUACAAGGAACUACUGGACGACCCUGACUCCCCCCAAUAUGUUGACCUCUCUCAUCACCUGCAAGACCAGAUGCUCCAUGUUUUUGACAAACUCCCAGGAUUUAAAGAUAUAAAUGUUUUGGGAAUCAGCGAGACCCAGGAGAGUGACGGACCUGGAGCAGUGACAGUGCACUAUUCCCUGGUCUUUGAGACAAUUUCAACAGAAGUUUCAGAGGAUGACACAGGGACUCCAGUGUCAGCUGUGCCCAGCCUGUGGGAAAGGGUGGCCAAGGCUUUGAGUGAACAGGCCUCUCUGCCAGUGGAUCUACAGUCAUUAAACUUUGAACCAGUAAAAGUGAUUCCAUUAACUACAAGACGUAUUGAGGAAGCUGUUGAGGAAGUGAUUGAAUAUUCCAGUGCGCCAUCAAUCCACAAUGACCUGGAAAUAGCCAUAGAUGAGCCAGAGAUUGCUGGGGAGAAGCCUCGUCUGGAUGUUCCACUCGGCCCUGUGGAAAAGAAAAAUGCUCUCGUCACCCUCCUGGACUCUACAGAUGACGAAGAAGAAGAAGUAGAAGAAGAAAAAGCCCAACCAGAGAGGGGUGAUGUGCCUUACAUCUACGAAGACGUUGAUGAGAAUGAGUUUAAAGCAACAGCUGAACCAGAGGAAGAGGUGCCAUUUAUCACACACAUGAUUGAAACCAUCCAUGCCAUUGAUGAGGGAACUGGUGAGCUUGUGAGAGACUAUUUCCCAACCCCUCCUGCUGAGGACUCUGCUGCUGAGCCCAGCGUUCCAGAGGAAUACCCUGAGCCACCUUUUGGCAAUUUAGUCCCUACUAAUGGGUACCUUGUCUUACCCCCUGAGGGUUUGGAUAUUACCUCCGUUCCUGAAAUAGAAAGUAUAGAAACUGAUGCUCCAGCUGAACUCCCUCCUAACUUGAUAUCAGAGGAGAAGGCUGUUGUUGAGGAGGAGGCAGAGCCUACUCCAACCCCUCAGAUUCUGCUCCCCACAGUCACUGAAGAGCUGUCUGACCCUGGAUUACGUGUAACGACUCUCUCAGCCAUCACAGAUCAGCCUACUACUGAAGCAAUAGAGGACCUUGAAGUUGAGGAGAAUCUUAUUCUGAAUGAAGAGGAAGAAGAUGAGGAACCUGAGGAAGAGGUAGUUGAGCAAUCGGGACCUGAGGAAGAGGUAGUUGAGCUAUCGGGACCUGAGGAAGAGGUAGUUGAGCAAUCGGGACCUGAGGAAGAGGUAGUUGAGCAAUCGGGACCUGAGGAAGAGGUAGUUGAGGUCUCGGAACCUGAGGAAGGGGUAGUUGAGGUCUCGGAACCUCAGGAAGGGGUAGUUGAGGUCUCGGAACCUNAGGAAGGGGUAGUUGAGGUCUCGGAACCUCAGGAAGGGGUAGUUGAGGUCUCGGAAUCUCAGGAAGGGGUAGUUGAGGUCUCGGAACCUCAGGAAGGGGUAGUUGAGGUCUCGGAACCUCAGGAAGGGGUAGUUGAGGUCUCGGAACCUCAGGAAGGGGUAGUUGAGGAACCUGAGGAAGAGGUAGUUGAUGUACCAGAACCUGAAGAAGAGGUAGUUGAGGAACCAGAACCUGAGGAAGAUGUUAAUGAACCACCAGCAGAAGAAAUUAAAAUCAUCCAACCUCUGGAUUCUGCAGAGGACACUCUCUUUGGAGAGGAAAUGUAUCCUGUUGAAGAGGACAAUAUUGUGCCAAUAGAAGACCAGUCACCUGAGGAGGACAUGGAGGAACAAUUGCCUGAAUUCCCCGGAUAUGAGGACAUCUACCCUGACGAAGCUGUUGAUACUGUGGACCAAUCAGAUCAUUCACCAGAGGUCAGUGAAGUGGAAUUGGCUCCAUUGCCAGGGGACAGGGAAGUGGAGAUAGCAGUGACAGCAGAACCCAUCCCAGACUCUUCACCAACACCACCUGCAAAAUCUGACACUGUGCCUGAGGUAGAUGAAACAGAGUCAGCUUCAGAGUUACAGCCUAUGGAGGAGGAUGCCGAGGAACCUGAGGUGGUUGUUAUCGAUGAAGAGGAGGCUGAAGAGGAGGUCAUAGAUGUCUCGGAACCUGAGGAUGAGAUCGUGCAAGACCUUGCAGACGAAUUUGACCAAAUGGACCUGGUGAGCACAGAGGCCAUUGAUCUUCCAGAUGCCAGUGGAUACCCAUUGGCUCCCGAGGAGCACCCCUUCGAGACCACAGCGUCUCCACCACUGAGAUACCUGACCACGCCCUCCAUGACCACGGCCAGUAAAGGAAGGGAGCUGGUAGUGUUCUUCAGUCUACGGGUGACCAACAUGAGGUUCUCAGAUGACCUCUUCAACAAGAGCUCUUCAGAAUACAGAUCCCUGGAGAACACCUUUGUGGAGCUGCUGCUGCCUUACCUGCAGUCCAAUCUAACGGGAUUCAAGAAGCUGGAGAUUCUCAACUUCAGGAACGGCAGCGUUGUUGUCAACAGCAAGAUGAAGUUCUCCAAGUCAGUUCCAUACAACGUGACCCAGGCCGUCCACUGUGUCCUAGAAGACUUCUGCAAUGCUGCUGCCAUAAGCCUCAACAUUGAGAUUGACAGUCACUCUCUGGACAUAGAGCCGGCUGAUCAAGCAGAUCCCUGUAAGUUCUUGGCAUGCAACGACUUCUCUCGCUGUGUGGUGAACCGCUGGUCUCGGGAGGCCGAGUGUCUGUGUGACCCGGGCUACAUUACAUUGGACGGUUUGCCCUGUCAGAGUAUCUGUGUCCUGCAGCCUGACUACUGCCAAAACGGGGGUCAGUGUGAGAUAGUGCCUGGGCAUGGAGCCACUUGCAGAUACCCAGACAAGUCUUCCCGGCAUGACAAGUUAAUAAAAUAGAGGGUUGAAUGACAUCAACACUACGUAUUGGGACAUGGCGACUGCAGAAGACAGCGUUUGGAUCACUGCAGAAGACAGCGUUUGGAUCACUGCAGAAGCAACACAGGACCGUUUAUAAAGGAUAUUUAAUAGCUGAUGCAGUUAACAGACUGUUGUGACUGCAGAAAGACAUUGAUCUGCGGUCUUCUGAUUGACAGGCAGACACAACCCCUUCAUCUCAGCUUUCCAAAGCCUGUGUUUCACCUGAAAGGAUACUCCCCAAACUGUGAACGACAAACAUAUGUGAUCAUUUCGCUGCAUUUAUCAAGUUGCAAAGGCACCCCAGGACAGCAAACUGCUUUUAUACAUAAUGUGCUGACAAUGUAGUAGCACAUUUUUUUUAUAUGUAAAAUGCCAGAAGAAAAGUGAUGUUUUCCUCAUAAUGAGGUAUGUAUGUUGCAAUGGAGUAUAGUUAAUAUCACAUACUGUACACCUGUAUCAUAUUGUCUGUCUCUGUAAUGCUGUAUUGGUGUUGUGUAAUAUUGAUCAUUAUUAUUGAUAAUUGUAUAAAGUCCAUCUCUGUUUCCUCAAACAUCUGUUCUGUACACAUCAGGGAAAUGAACUACUCACUGUCUUCAAUAGGGAUUUUU
Salvelinus sp. IW2-2015 is the source of this 4472-nucleotide messenger RNA. Its product is annotated as interphotoreceptor matrix proteoglycan 1-like. The record is from RefSeq and is a predicted model, not a curated record. Lineage: Eukaryota; Metazoa; Chordata; Actinopteri; Salmoniformes; Salmonidae. Gene Ontology annotation, biological process: visual perception.